Entamoeba invadens IP1 is the source of this 939-nucleotide messenger RNA. RefSeq lists its product as hypothetical. Gene Ontology annotation, molecular function: water channel activity. NCBI's taxonomy places the organism in Eukaryota, Evosea, Mastigamoebida, Endamoebidae. Gene Ontology annotation, cellular component: membrane. The record is from RefSeq and is a predicted model, not a curated record. Gene Ontology annotation, biological process: transmembrane transport; water transport. The transcript has a single exon. The coding region runs from base 1 to 939 and encodes 312 amino acids.
AUGGAGACGAAUGGGCCCAUUCCAAAUCACAAGUCGAUCAACCUUAUUCUGAAGCGCGCUGCCGAAAUGCGGGAGCGCAAGCUUCAGACGAAGCAGCAUCGUAAAGUGUGGUAUCCCGUACUUUUGAUAUGGAAAGUCCUUUAUUUUUUGAAUCGAUUUACAUACUUCCGGAUUUUUGUCACUGAACUGAUUGGGACGUUUCUUCUCAACUUUGUUGGUGAUGCCAUAUACAUGAACUUCUUUGGGAAUAAGACUGAUAUCACUUUAGACCAAAAGUUACUUUGGUUAAUAGCAAAUACAUUAGCAGUGACUAUGGUGUUAUAUGUCGAGUUAUUAAUCUUUGCAGAGUACUAUUCACCUUCAUUCAACCCGACUAUAUCAUUCAUUUACUUAGUACUUGGCAUCAUCAAUUUCUUCGAAUUUGUGUGGAGUGUUAUAGUACAAUUGACUGCCGCUUUUCUUCAAGUAAUGUUUAUCUAUUAUUUGUAUCACGUAGAUAAUUUCUUAGAGAUCCCAAGCAACACGUGUAGCUUCCGAAAUUUGGUCUCCGAAGGUCUUGGGACAUUCUUUUUAAAUUUGACAGUCAUGAUUUGUAUCCACAAGACUAUAAAACCUUCCGAACCAGUCGCUGCUAUCGUGGGCGGUUUAAUUCUAACACUUCCAUCAGGAAUGGUCGCUAACCCUAGUAUAACCUUUGGUCGAAUGUUUAUGUCAAAUGCACUUGGACUCUCUCCAUGGUCUGUACUCUUUUAUAUCAUCGCCCAAUUUGUGGGGACUAUUCUCGCUAUUAUUGUGAGUGGAUUUGUUAUGUUCCCUUGUAUGUUCGACCCUUACAGGCACAGAAGAAUUAAUAAACUCAAAAACGCAAACAGGACGGAAGAAAGUGAAAGUGAAGAGACAGAAAGUGACGAGGCGAUACAAGUAUACGAUGAACACUGA